AGGCGGCACUUCCCUUCCCUUUCUGUGAACUGGGAGGUGAAGCCCCGCACUGGUCGAACAGGUUGUGACGGGAUGGGGAGGGCAGAGAGGGCAUGUGACACCGUUUCAGAGUAGCACGUUGCCAACACGCCCUUUUUCUCUGGGCGGCACAUGGAUCUUGGCCCCGGCUUGCGGGAGGAAGGAGGGCUUUGGCCGAGUCGAGGCUUGUGUGGGGCGUCCGCGCUCAGCAACUCGGGCCAGCCUUUGCCGCUGUCGUCUGAAUCCGAACCGUCAGCCCCGCCCCUCUUUUCUUCCUUCCCAGGAAGUGGGGCGAAGAUAAAAGUUCAAAGAGUUUUGUUGGGCUGCCUUCAGGGAAAUUUUUUAAAAAAACCAACCACAACAAAACAACAAAACCACCUAUGUGGAAGAAACUGCGUUGGAAGCAGUCGCGGACUGUCGUUUUUUGGAGCCUCAGUCUAAAUGGGUCCAGUUAUGCCUCCCAGUAAAAAGCCAGAGGGCUCAGGAAUUAGUGUUUCGAGUGGAUUGAGCCAGUGUUACCGGGAUAGUGACUUAUCAAAGACGCUUCAUGAUGAGGAGGACUUAGACUUUUCUUUACCUACUUUCCGAUUGGAAAAAGGUCCCAUGGAGGAUGAAGAACUAACCAAUUUGAACUGGUUACAUGAAAGUAAGAACUUGCUGAAAAGUUUUGGGGAUUCGGUCUUAAGAAGUGUUAGUCCAGUGCAGGAUGUUGAUGACGACACCCCACCAUCUCCUGCUCAUGCUGACAUGCCCUAUGAUGCUAAGCAGAACCCCAACUGCAAACCACCCUAUUCCUUUAGCUGCCUCAUAUUUAUGGCCAUUGAAGACUCUCCAACCAAACGGCUGCCUGUAAAGGAUAUAUACAACUGGAUUUUGGAACACUUUCCUUAUUUUGCAAAUGCCCCGACGGGAUGGAAAAACUCUGUGAGGCAUAAUCUGUCGUUGAAUAAAUGUUUUAAGAAGGUGGAUAAAGACAGAAGUCAGCUCACCCCCUACAUUUUGUUAGAGCCAGGUGGUGCCCACACAUCACAGUCCAGCUGUGCAAAAGUGUGCAUCUUUUACCAGGUAAUUCUGUUUGUCCAUUUAAUUGACCCUGAUCAGCGGUCAGCUUUGGAGGAGAAUCACUUUGAAGAGAAAGUUGAGUUGGAGUCUCCUCUAAAACAUCUCUAA
This is a messenger RNA of Pogona vitticeps (central bearded dragon), 1188 nucleotides long. The record is from RefSeq and is a predicted model, not a curated record. NCBI's taxonomy places the organism in Eukaryota, Metazoa, Chordata, Lepidosauria, Squamata, Agamidae.